Messenger RNA from Marchantia polymorpha subsp. ruderalis, 2363 nucleotides. Lineage: Eukaryota; Viridiplantae; Streptophyta; Marchantiopsida; Marchantiales; Marchantiaceae. The record is from the annotation of a GenBank genome assembly.
CUCUGAUGGCCAACCACAGAGAGGUGCAUCUCAUGAUCGGCAACAGUUCUGGUUGGAGCAGUCAUGUGCCGAAAUUUUAGAAACUGAGCACUGAAGCUACGUGUGCAGCUGCCCCAUAUUGCCUGCCUGGUGCGUUCCGGGCAUUUUAAUCAGAAUCAAGUCUUGUCCGCAGUACUGACAUCAUGGAGGCUCGAAGCGCUGGUUCUGUGUCCAAAUUCAUGCUGGAACGUAAGAGCUUGGGAGGGGUCAGUGCUAUGAUGAUCCGCCGACAGAUCAUGUGGGCCGCAAGUGUCUGCGCCAUCGUACUCUGCAUGCAAGUUUCCAUCCAAAGUGUUGGGGCUGAGCCAGUACUUGCGUCCAGUCUGGGAUCCUGCAAACCCGUUCCUGUUCUCAAGGGAGCUCCACUGCAUUGCUGCCUGCCCGAACCCAAGAGAGCUCCAAUCAGAUUCAAGUUUCCGCGUAUACCUCGGACUUCCAGUGGUCGCCCGAUUCUCAGGGAGAGGAAACCUGCGCACGUUCUGUCGAAGGACCCUGAGUACGUCAGAAAGUAUAAUCUAGCUUACGAAAGAAUGAAGGCCCUCCCGGACACCGAUCCCAGAAGUUUCUACAGUCAGUGGAGGGUCCACUGCUCCUUCUGUAACGAGGCCUUCCAGCAGCGAAAGACUCCGGGCCCUCUGGGCCCAGAGACCGGCGUUCUACUCCAGGUUCACUACAGCUGGACGUUUCUUCCGUGGCAUCGAAUGUAUUUGUACUACCACGAGAGAAUUCUCGCCAGUCUGAUCAACGAUCCCACUUUCGCGCUUCCCUUCUGGAACUGGGACAACCAGUUGGACAAGGACGCAGCUAAGAUGCCCGCCAUGUUCUUCCCCGACUUCGGCGUUCCCAACGCUGCCCUCUUCGACGAGUUCAGAAACUCCAACCACUUCCCUCCCAAGAUCUUGUACCUGGGAUACAACUCCAAGCUCGAAGCAGAGGGCCAACAGAAUCUGACGGAUCAGCAAAUCAAGUACGAGAAUUUGUGUGUCAUGUACAACCAGGUGACCACAAAAGUCAGCGCUCGAGAUUUCCUCGGGGGACCUUAUGUUGUCGGAACUGAUAAUUCCGCUGCUACUGUCAACGUCAGCGCGGGUGAAGUUCCCGGAGAAUCUGGUGGGAUGGAGAGUGUGCACAACGUAGCUCACGAGUGGACCGGGCUCAUCAAUGACCCCGAUCACCCCGACAACGAGGACAUGGGCAAUUUCAUCUUCGCCGCCCGGGAUCCCAUCUUCUACACUCAUCACUCCAACGUCGAUCGUUUGUGGGACGUAUGGAAAACCCUCCCCGACAAGAUCACGAAAUCGGGUCACAGGAAGAGAAUGGACUACAACUCCAGGGAUUUCCUCGACAGCGAGUUCACUUUCUUCGACGAAAACCAAGAUAUGGUGAUCGUCAAGGUGAGGGACAGCCUUAACAGCGCCAAGCUCGGGGUCAAGUACACGGACGUGAGUGAGUCGGACAAUCUGUGGAUAAACUAUGAGCCCAUGCCUGCCCAGGAGUCCUCCAAGACCUGCAAUGCCAGUGACUAUCCUAAACCGUCUCCACACGGAGACAACUACAUCGGCACGGAUCCUGUAAGUUUUAAGCUGGAUCGUCGAGCACCAACGAACAAAGAUUGCCAAGAGAAAGGAUUAAGCAAUGUGGAUGAGUUGCAGGAGAACGUGGUGCUGGAGAAGGUGAAGAUCCCACACGCAGAUUACGCCAGAUUUGACAUGUUCAUCAAUUACCCGGCAGCUCACAGGCAGUCUCAUCUUUACAUGGCGGAGUACGUGGGUACGUUCACUCAUUUGCCUAGCGGCAUGGUGGACAUGAGCAACUCUGUUUCUGAAACGUCGAGCGAAUCCGAGAAGUACCGAAUUGUAACUAUCCGGUACUCCGUCAAUGCGGCGCUGAAACGACUGGGCAUCACAGAUUACAACACUGACAUCGUAGUGACCAUUGUCUCCAAGGGCAAGAGGAACAGCAGCCCGAAGAGCGGAUUUGAGUUUUCCGACCUCAAACAAGACUUCCAGUAAGUGUGAGGAGUAGCCGUGUCCGAGUUUUACCUUAGCCUUGGUAUUAACAUUUAAUGCCGAUGGUGGUCAAUUAGUAGCUGAAUCAUUCCUUUCUUCAGAAUUGAAUACAAUAACUUUAUCCACAGUUGUAAGACUAAACCCAGGCGCAUCUCGGGAAAAUGAGAGCUUCGAGUUCAGUUCUAAAGUGGAAUGAAAAACCUGUCACCCAAAGCUUCAACAGUGAAGCUCCGAUCCACACACUCAGUGGGUUCUUUGCAAAUUGUUUGGACGAUUUUGGCUGAAGAUGCAGUCAUGCCAACGAAUCAAUAAAUU